Patiria miniata (bat star) is the source of this 2738-nucleotide messenger RNA. RefSeq lists its product as uncharacterized. The coding region runs from base 8 to 2617 and encodes 869 amino acids. The transcript is spliced from 3 exons. Lineage: Eukaryota; Metazoa; Echinodermata; Asteroidea; Valvatida; Asterinidae. The record is from RefSeq and is a predicted model, not a curated record.
CACAUCAAUGGCAGAACCACCGGAUACGAGAGCCCGAAGACGAAAUGAGACACAAGCUAACCCUGGUCCAAGCACAGCACCAGCCAGUCAGGCAGCUGCAACCCAACAACUACCAGCUGAUGGAGUGAGGGAUGAUCAACAAACAACUCAGUCCGGCAGCCGACAGCCUUCCCAGCAGGAACCAAUGCCACAACCACCGCCACAACUACAGCCAAGACCGGAUUACCCACAACGAAGUGGAGCCAGCAUAGGAAGCAUCGGCGCAAUCAGCGGUAGCCAGAACCCUAUCAUUGUUAGUUCAAGUGGAGUUAAUAUCACUUAUCACAACAUGCCGUUGGAGGGACCAGAAAUCACCAGUCUCCAGGGGCCAGGUACCUUUGAGGAUUUGCAACAUGAAAUUAUCGACAGCUACAAGCAAACUGCAACGACUAUUCCUGCACACCCUAUACUGGAGACACGUAAUGUAGAAAUUGAUCAAUUCUUUAUUCCGCUCCGUCUGCAAAAGAACAUUCCAGGCAAAACAAAAUCAGUGAGGUCGGUGACAUUACCAGAAGGAAAAUUAUUCUUGGAUGAAGCACUAUAUGACAUUCUCAAUUCCUUGGAUGAUUUGUUCAAUCAGGAAAAAGUUAAGGAAAUCAAGAUUCUUCUUGUUGGCGGGGCCGGGACGGGUAAAUCAACCCUGUUAGUGAAAGUUGCAAACUCCUGCAUCACACUUGGUUCAAAACCCCUACUUGGUCGAUUCGAUCUUGUGAUUUGGAUAAAGCUGAGACAAAUGCAGCAAUCUAGCUGUGUCUUGGAUGCUAUUUUUGACCAAAUUCUAGCACAAAACACCAAACUGAGGAGACAAGAAGUGAAAGGGUUCAUUGAUGAUCAUGAAUCAGGCAUUGCUCUGCUGUUGGAUGGAUUAGAUGAAAUUCCGUCUCAUGUUUUGCAAUCUAAGGAGGGCGUGUACAGGGUUCAGGAUAUCUUACACAACAAAGUCCUUACCAAAUGUUUUGUGUUGGUCACUACCCGACCGCAUAUGGUGGAUUAUGUAUUGGGGGGUCACCCACAUUACGCUCGGGUUGAAACAUCAGGUUUCACACCACGAGACAGAGAUCAGUACAUCAGAUUAAACUUUCCUGAUGAUGCUGACAUGGGAGAGGCGUUGGUUUCAUAUCUGGAAGACAAUGCAAAUAUGCAGGAAAUGUCUGUAGUUCCAAUCAUUUCCCAGAUGUUGUGCCUUGUUUGGAAGAAUCAAAAGUCCUUGCCAGAGAGAAUUACUGAGCUGUACAAAGAGUUUGCAGUGGCUCUUUUCAAGCGCCGCAAUACAGAAAUGAGUGAUAAACAGUUAAUGUCUAACAUGAUGUCCAUCAUUGAUGGCUUGGGGCGUGUUGCAUUGCAAGGGUUACUAGACUCUAGAGGUGCAAGACUCAUGUUCAAUGAAACUGAAUUUCAGAAUUGUCAGUCUUCCUUAGAUGAGGGUCUUCGUGUGGGUUUCGUUCAACGUGAAAUGUUCACGAGUGGUCUGGAUGUAAAAUUGUUGGUCACUUUCCCCCACAAGUCCAUCCAAGAAUAUUUCGCAGCAUGUCACCUAGUGCAAUUGCUUGACAGGUUUUUUUUUGGUAAAAAAAAAUUCCGCCGCCAGUUGAAGCAGAUUGGAACCCAUAAUGUUCAUGAAAUGGAAUACCUGCUGAGAUUUUGUUGCGGUAGAUCAAGGCAGGCAGCUGGUCUCAUACUGGAUCACAUACAAGAGAUGCAAGGUGAUCAGGAGAAACUGCAGAGAUUGGCUCGGUUGCUGCUAUCCGAGUCUGGUUCAGAAGAGUUGACAACCAAACUAGUCAGACCAACUUGGGUAAAGUGUGAGAGUAACGAAAACCUGAAAUCACUGAGCUACUACUUACAGCAUGUCACUCCACCACUUAAAGGUACAGUUUUUAACAUGUUUGUAAGAAAGCAGGGGCUUACCCUUUUCAGGGGAGUUCUUCUGAGUGACAGCAUGGAGUCAACUAGGGUGAUAUUUGUUUUGUACUACUUGUCUGAGCAGGAGGGGGAGGAGCUUAGCCUCCUUGAGGAAACACUUGGUGUGGUGGAUGAACAGCGCCUUGCUCAAUUACGCCUUGUGGUUUACAUUGAGGCAAAGUCAUGGUUUGUUUCGGGGCGUGUAUUACACAGCUGUUUCCGCAUGCCGGAACAAAUACUCACCCUUGGUUUGGCUAUCCGCCAACAAUCACCGGAUGAGGUUGUUGAUCUAUUGAAGGCACUGGAAGGAUGCAGGUUGCAUUUUCUCGCACUUUAUGGCACCAACCUGCAUACACGGUUGAGAGAUGUUAGCCACAUCCCGUCAUCCCUUACACACUUGCUCCUCCAUGCAUGCAGGUUGGUAGAUGAUGAUGUGAAGGACCUGAUUAGCAUCCUUCCUGCUGGGCAUGGUUUAGAAUCGCUUUACCUUAAUGACAAUGCACUCAGUUUGGAUGCAGUCUGGACUCUCACCCAUCAUCUCCAAGGUCUCUUUAAGUUACGUGUGUUGGGACUUCAUAGCAUCGGCCUCGAUCCUGAGCUCGUCAGACAAGUUGUCAGUCAAAACCUCCCUCACCUGAAGGAAACACAAGAGGGAAUAUUCCUCAAGCCUAAAUAAUCUCCCACCAAGUCAUAACUCUCACCCUGUUCCCUAUGAAUGCACCACGCUCACGAGCCGCAUUAAACCGAAACAAGUAGCAUGUAUCAUGGGUCAUUUUAUGUGAAGGCAAUGCUCUGCC